UUCCUCUCCUACUCUGAGGACUGAAGAAACGCUGGGUGAACUUUACCCGCUUCAGUUUUAGCGUAUUGCCAAAUCGCCUCGUUUUGUUUACAUUUUGUAUUUAUUGAAGUGUUUUAUUAUUAUUAUUAUUAUUUUUAAAGAUGUGGUUUAUUUAUUUACUUAGCUGGGUGUCCUUGUUAAUACAGGUGACCUUUGUUACCCUCGCUAUUGCUGCAGGUCUAUACUACCUGGCAGAGUUAAUAGAGGAGUACACAGUUGCUACCAGUCGAAUAAUAAAGUACAUGAUAAUGAUCUCCACAGCUGUACUGACAGGGCUGUACCUGUUUGAGGGAUUCCCCAUGCUCAUGAUUGGAGUCGGCCUCUUCACAAACCUGGUGUAUUUUGGGCUGCUGCAAACGUUCCCUUACAUUAUGCUCAGCUCACCAAACUUCAUUCUGUCAUGUAUACUGGUGGUGAUAAAUCACUACAUGGCCUUCCAGUACUUUGCAGAAGAGUACUAUGCUUUUUCUGAGGUUCUAUCAUACUUCACAAUUUGCCUGUGGGUGAUACCAUUUGCUUUCUUUGUAUCCCUGUCUGCUGGGGAGAAUGUUCUUCCAUCCACAAUGCAGCAAGGAGAUGAUGUGGUGUCUAACUACUUUACCAAAGGGAAGAGGGGCAAACGCUCUGGGAUCCUCCUGAUAUUCUCCUUCCUGAAAGAGGCUGUUUUACCAAGCCGGCAGAAAAUGUAUUGAAGCACAACAAGCUAAAGGGUAGAGGACAGAUGGAGGGCUCGGGAAGGGGUGAGAGAUGGGUUAUGGUCAGAGUUCCCAGAUGUCCUAGUGAACUCGAUUCAUGGGAUGAAGGGAGAGGGGGAUGUUUAGGGGGUGAAAGGUAAAAGAACUAAAGAGAGAACCUGUGUGGAGUACCAUGUCUGGAUGGAUGCACACAACCUGCCACGGACAUACCAGCUCCUCAGCUGAAUUAACAUGCCUGUCUCUCUGUCUGUCCAUCUGUUUUAAAUGAAGUGAACACAGCCAAUUAACGCUCCAUAAGUGACCCUCAGCCGUGGAAUGUCUUCAGGCCCUGGUUUCCCUUGAGAGGCAUUAUUAAGGCUGAUUUGGGACUGAAAUCACAGGGAGUGACAAUUGUCAGUUUCGGUGUAGAUCUUUUGUUUAAUUUUGUCCAAAAAGUCUUUCAUUUUUAAAGGCUUGAAUCAUAGACAUGUGACGCAAUGUCUUUAGUUGGAUGUUUAAUGACGUGGGCUUCUUUGCAUAAUUUGAUGACAGCAGUACUGUCAGUAGUUGAUGCUGAUUCUCAUGUAAUUGUCAUUCUACAGUCAUCAAGGCUUUUGAUCCUGCUUUUUAUUAUUUGUAAGAUGUAAAGAACAAAAUAGUUUGGCUAAACAUUUCUGAAUUAAGCACAGUUGAGAUUACCUGUAAGAUUUAAUGGUGUAUAAAAGAUCUCGAGAGCGUUUAUUAUGGAGAAGAAAAAAUGCUUAGUAAAUAUAAGUGGAGUUUGUUAGUCUUAUUACAUUCUUCAUAAUGUUCAAAAGCAUUAACACUGCUUAUUAUUGUUUUUUAAAAAACAAAGUGAAUUUGACCACAAUGUUUUUUCUUCAGAUGUUUUUUUUUUUCAUACAUGCAAUUAAUAAAAUGCUGUUAAAAUUGAUUUUUAUAGACAAUACCCAGUUAUACCAAUUAUUUUUUCACUCAGAAGUGUGACAUCCUGUCAUAUUCGUCUAUGAAUUGUUGCCCUUUACAUUGAAGCAUCUAUUGUAGAUAGUGUGAGGUCAACAAGAGGUCGCGUUACAUCUGCCUCACACUAUUAUAUUCAGUCAGUUCAACAACCUCUCACCUGGGGAUUUCACCACUUACAGGAGUAAGAGUGGAGGUGUUGGUAAUGUACACUGAGGUGAAAUCAGUUUUUUGAAAUAAAGAGAAAUAAGGUCAGGUGUUACUGCAUCAGCAAGUCUUGAUUUUGUGACUUGUGAGAUCCUCUGGGUCGAGGUGUCUGACAUCCGGGGCCAUAGUGCUGCAGAGUUUGCCAUUAACCUUAUUUACACAUCCUGGGCUCACAUUGAACAACUGUUCAUAUGCAGAAAUCUGUGUGACUUUUAAGUGGCAAAAAUAGCCUUUGGAAGUAAUUAGUGUUAAAUACAAACAAGUUUGUGGUUAUGCUAAAAUUCCUUUAGCCUCAAUACCAGUACAUUUGUGCAUCAGCUGGUAAUGAUGGAGAGAAAGAUUUUUGGUUUAAGACACCUUUUAGUAGGAAUGAGGCUAUAAUGUAUAUUUAUCAAGUAGACUUAUGCACACACAGUUUCAUGCAUCAAUGUUUUUAAGCUAAAUAUAUGCAAUGCAAAAAAAAGUAGGACUGCCUUGUAAUUA
Messenger RNA from Hemibagrus wyckioides, 2363 nucleotides. RefSeq names its product testis expressed 261 (gene tex261). The transcript is spliced from 6 exons. The record is from RefSeq and is a predicted model, not a curated record. Gene Ontology annotation, biological process: endoplasmic reticulum to Golgi vesicle-mediated transport. Gene Ontology annotation, cellular component: Golgi membrane; COPII-coated ER to Golgi transport vesicle; endoplasmic reticulum membrane. Lineage: Eukaryota; Metazoa; Chordata; Actinopteri; Siluriformes; Bagridae. Bases 141 to 731 code for a protein of 196 amino acids. Gene Ontology annotation, molecular function: COPII receptor activity.